Penicillium roqueforti is the source of this 1620-nucleotide messenger RNA. RefSeq names its product sugar porter family MFS transporter. Gene Ontology annotation, molecular function: carbohydrate:proton symporter activity. Gene Ontology annotation, biological process: transmembrane transport; carbohydrate transport. The transcript has a single exon. The record is from RefSeq and is a predicted model, not a curated record. Gene Ontology annotation, cellular component: membrane. Lineage: Eukaryota; Fungi; Ascomycota; Eurotiomycetes; Eurotiales; Aspergillaceae. The coding region runs from base 1 to 1620 and encodes 539 amino acids.
AUGUGGACCACAACCUCCGGCUUACGGGGCAAGAAGCUCCAUCUUGCUAUCACCUUCACAUCCGUCGUUGGAUUCUCACUUUUCGGAUAUGAUCAGGGUUUGAUGUCCGGUAUCAUCUCUGGUGACCAGUUCACCAAGGAAUUCCCCCCUCUCCAUGGUGACUCUGAACACGUCGCCGUCCUGCGCGGUGCAGUCACUGCCUGUUACGAACUUGGUUGUUUCUUUGGUGCUAUCUUCACAAUGAUGUACGGUCAGCGUAUUGGCCGCACUCCUCUCCUGGUAGCCGGUGGUAUCCUCAUGAUCAUCGGUACAGUUAUCUCUACUGCUGCCUUCGGUCCCCACUGGGGACUGGGCCAGUUCGUUAUUGGACGUGUCAUCUCUGGUCUUGGAAACGGCAUGGAUACCGCGACUAUCCCCGUCUGGCAGUCAGAGUGUUCGCGCGCUCACAACCGUGGUUUCCUCGUCUGCUUCGAGGGUGCUAUCAUCGCCGUCGGUACCUUCAUCGCCUACUGGAUUGAUUUCGGUCUCUCUUAUGUCGACAGCUCCGUUCAGUGGCGAUUCCCCGUCGCCUUCCAGAUUCUGUUCGCCGCGCUUGUCACUGGUGGUGCUCUUAUGCUGCCCGAGUCGCCUCGUUGGUUCGUCAUGCAGGGUCACGAUGAGGAGGCCCUCAGGGUUCUCGCGCAGCUCAACGAUAGUGCUGUCGAUGCGGACGAUGUGCUUGCCGAUUUCAACAUGAUGAAGGCUGAUCUCAAGGCCAUGGAGAGUCUUGAGGCUAGUAGCUGGCGUGUCCUCUUCACUGGUGGUAAGACUCAGCACUUCCAGCGUAUGGCGAUCGGUUGCUCUGGCCAGUUCUUCCAGCAAUUCACUGGUUGCAAUGCCGCUAUCUACUACUCGACCCUGCUAUUCGAGCAGAACUUGCACAUGGAGGGCAAGCUUCCCCUGGUUCUAGGAGGUGUUUUCGCCACCGUCUACGCUCUUGCCACUAUCCCAUCCUUCUUUAUGAUUGAGAAGGUCGGUCGCCGCAACCUGUUCUUGAUUGGUUUCCUCGGUCAGGGUCUCAGCUUCAUGAUCACCAUGGGUUGUCUCGUCAGGUCGAACUCGCAGAACGCCAAGGGUGCGAUUGUCGGUAUCUUCCUCUUCAUCUGCUUCUUCGCCUUUACUACGCUGCCUCUACCCUGGAUCUACCCCCCGGAGAUCAACCCCCUCCGUACUCGUACGAAGGCCGCCUCCGCUUCCACUUGCAUGAACUGGAUUACCAACUUCGCCGUCGUCAUGUUCACUCCUGUGUUCUCCAACCAGUCCGACUGGGGUAUCUACCUCUUCUUCGCGCUUAUCAACUUUAUCGCCAUCCCCUUCGCCUGGUUCUUCUACUGUGAGACCGCCGGUCGUGAUCUCGAGGAGGUUGACAUCAUCUUCGCCAAGGCCCACGUUGAGGGCAAGUGGCCUUACCGGGUCGCACAGGAGAUGCCCAAGCUCACCAUUGCCCAAAUUACCCAGUUCCAGAACGAACUGGGUCUCGAUACCUCCGACCUCCAGGUCAACACUGAGGCCGAGAAGGCCGAGACUGCCAUGAGCAGCAGCAGUGAGGCCAAGAAUGGCGAUACCAAGCACGAGGAGUAA